AUGCGCAUCUAUUUCGAGGAAGCCAUCACACCGCUUGUUCAGCCGCACUGGCAGUUAUCGACGGUCGCUUUGCCCGUGCUCGUUUCGAUGGACUUGACGGCUGUCUCUGGGCUUUCUUCACAGUGGAUACCCAGCUAUUUCCCAAGUCUCCGACGCCUUUCGCUCUAUCGUCUCUCAAUUGAUGACACCAAUUUAUCCCUGUCACAACUGACGUCCUUGGAGCUGAACGAGAUCCACUUUCGCGCAAGGAGCCUCGCGUCACUUCUGGAUGUGCUGAAGACAUGCACUUCCUUGCGACAUUUCGUAUACGGGGAUACCGAUGAUACGCCAUUCAAGAAAUCCUCCGUCGCCGCAGGUUACAGAGUGUCACUACCACGCAUUCGACACUUCCUGAUAAUUGCAACUUCGGCAAAUAUAUCAAGCUUGCUCGCACACGUCCUACUAGCCAAGCAAACUCGUAUUUUGCUAAAGCCGAAGGACUUCCAUCCGCGGCAGGACGAGAACGACCACUUACCCGUGCUCAAUGCCAUCUUGCCGCGAGACGCAGCGUACUGGCCGGCUAUGAAGGAUGUUACUCAUAUAAUGGUGUGGUGGGAGGAGGGCGACGGUAUUACUGUCUACGCAGACGGGAAAAAUACGGAGUUCUGGGAGUCGCACCCGUGGAGGUCUCUUGACUACGAGAACUUGUCUGCCGAUGGGCUCUCCCCCGCACCGGCACUCUUCAUAGAACAUAUCAACAUACACUCAUCCAGCUUCCCUUCAUCCAUCAUGGGACCCCUUCUGGCCAUCGUAGAAGAGCUAGGCGAUCUCUUCCCUGCGUCUGCGAAGACCUUUGUCCUCCGUGGAUACGCGGAAGAGAUCUCUACGGAGACUUGGGCUCAAACCCUCGCCAGAUUCCCUGUUAUCGAGCACUUCGAACUCGUUGCGGAGGUAGAUGCAAUGUGCACCUUUCCUCUGGCGCUCAGGCCGACAUCGAGCGGGAUUCCUUGCCCUCGUCUGCGGGAGCUCGUGCUACGAUACGAAGCAGGCGCAGAGCGGGACAAUAGCAGCUGGCGGAUGCUGGACGACCUUCGUGUGGUAUUGCAGGAGCGCGUCGGCGGCGGCUCACGGCUGCAGUCUCUCAUCCUUCAAUUGGACCCUCCACCGGAAGUUGAGGUUUUCGAACUGUUCAGGCAGUCAACAUUGUUAACGGCUACCGGUCGGUGGCCACCCGACUUCGAGGACAUACAGAGGGAAUUGGCACUUCUUGUCGGGUCAUUGAAGAUCUCGUAUAGGGGACCAUAUGACGAGUGGAUUACCGUCGUGUAG
Messenger RNA from Fomitopsis serialis, 1308 nucleotides. RefSeq lists its product as uncharacterized. Bases 1 to 1308 code for a protein of 435 amino acids. The transcript has a single exon. NCBI's taxonomy places the organism in Eukaryota, Fungi, Basidiomycota, Agaricomycetes, Polyporales, Fomitopsidaceae. The record is from RefSeq and is a predicted model, not a curated record.